UUUGUUAACGAAUGAUCGCCUAAAUAUGGUCCCGAGAUCUACAGAACGCAGUGUAUAAAUUUCAAACCACAUGGAAAAAUAUUUGGAAGAGACGAUGCUUGAAAAUUUGUGAAACCAAAGAUUUCGGAGUUCGAUGUCGAUUUGUAUGACUCGUGGACGGCGACUUUGUUAUAGACUUCGAUGUCAGCAAAGAACCGCUUCACUCAAAGUGACAUACUUGGAAACAUACAAAAGCCAUCACGAGGCCUCUAAACUGGGAGAAAUAUUGCCGUGCUUUCCUUCGGCUAAACGUCGAAUGAGCAAUAUUUGCUUUAAUUUUAUUUUUAUGAAAUACAGAACUUAAGCAGAAAACUUUACUUCGAAUGGGAAAUACCAAACGCUUCGGUCAUUCACCAUCUAUUAAAAUAAGUUUUGUAAAAGAUAUUGUUGUCAUAUACGACUUGUGUUAAUUAGAAAAUCUAAAAUCAAUAUAAAAAAAUACGCUGACAAUUGAGGUUGGAUCGAGGGCGCAGAUCAUUUUAAGUUGGUUGGCCACUCGCCGAAACAGAACAAACUCGUGCCAGUCAAUCAUCGUGUACUUUGACCCACAGAACUAAAGAAGAUCGCAGGUUUGACGGCGUGAACGCAUUUCAAAAUGGAACCAAAUUCAAACCGCAUCGAAAAAUAUCUGGAAGAGACGAUGCUGGAAUAUUUGAGAAGCCAAAUCGAGAUUCCAGAAUUCGAUGUCGAUUCACGCGACUCGAUAGACGACGGCGACUUCGUAAUCGAGUUCGAAGUCAAUCGAGUUUUAGAUAAACUCGUCGAGAACGUGCAGCGAACGGCGUCGCUCAAAGUAAAAUACGAGGAAACUGGCAAAACGCACCAUCAGGCCGUUCUAUUUAAAUUGCCGGGUUUUCCUUUGGAUGUGAACUUAAUGAGAAAACUCUGCUUCAGAGAAUGUCUGAUAGUGAGUAAUGUAGAUGAAGCUCUGGGGUCUAAAGAAUGUACCCCAGAUCCGGCUGGAGCCUUGUGCCUGCACAUCCAACUGGCACGCGAUUCGAUCCCGCCAAAUAUUCCUCCUCAAAACGAAGAUGUUGAGUAUAAUAUUGCUCCUUCCAUUAAAAAUGAGGUAAAUCCGCAGCGGGAGGCGGACGACCAUGCGAGUUACAAGUUAGUAGUCCAUUUGUCCUCAGAAUUCGAAAUCGAGGGCAAAAACGCAGGCUCCCGGAUAGUGUCCUGGGUGGACCGCAAUCUUCACACCCUUGAAGAAAGAAGAACCGAGUACAUCCGAGAAUCGCCAAAUGUUAUCAACAAGCAAACUUUAUAUGUUGCUCUUCAACGUAACAAGUACUACCUCAGGCACCAAAGCACAUUGGAAAACGUGAUGACCAAGAAAAAAUAUUAUCCCCUCGGUAAAACGAAGGAUUUUGUGGGGGAGGGCGCCAAUUUCAUCCUUAUGCGUUACUUAGCCAUAACCAAGUUUGAAGGAAUGUUCGAGCUGUCCACCAUGUACAUUAAUGGUGACAUGUGUCGCAACAUUUAUGAAUGCGAGGGCGCCAAAAUGAGUUCAAUCAACGGCAAUCCGGUAGAAGUGACCAAAAUCUACAGGGUUGUCAUUGAAGAAUGCGGCAUACACCACAUCAGCGCCACAGUACUCACAGUAUACGGUAAAAAAAAUUUUUUCUCAACAAAACACGAAAACGGAGUUUGCGGUCGGAAGGUUUAAUCGUGAGCCACGAAUGGGACGGCAGCCCUUAUAUACUGCACAUUAAUCCGCUUUCGACGACCUCUGGGAAGCCUACCAAGCACGACUGCCUGUCAUUGAAGAAAACCUGGGAAACCGACUUUGAACUUAUGUCUAAAUAUUUAGAUUGCAAAACUGAGGCCGAACUGAAAAUGAACACUUACUUGAAAGACCACCCCGAGGUGCGUACCAUGAUGGAGGACUACACCCAGAAUGUUUUGUUACUAAAGCCUUCUAAUGUUCUGUCGUUUACCUAUGAUUAUUUCACCAAUUUGGGUCUAUACCGUCUUCCCAAUCUCCCAUAUUUUGAAGAUGAUUAUGAUGAAGAUGAUGAAAUGAAGUUUUUUUGGUAACUUACUAGCCCUCCUGGACGGAUACCUAUAAUCGGGACGAACCUAACGUACAUUUGGGAUUAGAAUAAUCGAUUCUUCACCUGCAAACUGUACUGAUUCAACAUCUUUACGAGUGAAUUUUUCAAUCCGGGGAUCUUCAUGUCGCC
Cylas formicarius (sweet potato weevil) is the source of this 2222-nucleotide messenger RNA. RefSeq lists its product as uncharacterized. Lineage: Eukaryota; Metazoa; Arthropoda; Insecta; Coleoptera; Brentidae. The transcript has 8 exons. The record is from RefSeq and is a predicted model, not a curated record. Bases 635 to 1705 code for a protein of 356 amino acids.